AUGGAGAUCGGUGAUAUUAAAAAAGUUGCGAAUAGAAAACGAAUGAAUACAGAGGUUGAAAAACUAAGAGAAAAAGUUGCGCAGGAGACCACUAAAAUUAUUAAGUUAAAGGUUGCUCAAGACACAGCGUACUGGGACUUAAAAGAGAAGCUGCAGCAGGUUGAGAACAACCAUGAGCGUUUGCAGCAGAACAUGGUGGAAGUGCAAAUGCAGCACGAAGCCAUCUCCGGACAGUAUCAGGAUGAAUUGAGGCUGCGACCGGAGACGCUCAAUAAAUUGAGUAGCACCCGGGAGAUCUGCGAUGUUUUGGAGGACUACAGCGAGCGUCUGAAGGAAACUCUCUCUCGUUGCAAGACCGACCAAAUCGCUCUCUACGACGCCUAUCAGAAAUCCGGACAACUCGUCCGAGAUAUCAAGUUUAAGCAGCAACAAGCUGACGAAAAAGCAAAUCAAAUGAUUGAGAGUCUGCAAGAUAAACUGAACAUUACAAGCAACCACCAGAACCAACUGCUGCAGUUCUUCACGGCAGCGAAACAGCAAACCGAAUCAGAGUUGAGUGAUGUGAAAGCCAAGCUAACGGUCGCACAGACUCAGAAGGACGAGCUUCUCGCUUCUGUCGCCGAACUGAACAGAAGUAUAGAUAAAUACAAAAACGAUUUAAUGAAGAGAGACGAAAUGAAUACGAAUCUUCAAGAGGAAAUUAAGAGAAAUAAAGAAGAGUACAACCAUCAGUGUUCUGAAGCACGCAACAUCAUUGCUAAACAAGAAAGGCAAAUUAAGGAAGCAAGCGAGGCAUAUGCAUCACUUAAGCAAGCGCUGAGCAACCAAGAGCAGUUCACACAGAGCGUGUGCGGGGAAAGGAACGCGCUACAAGAGAAGGUAGCCGCGUUGGAGGAGGAGCAGCAAGGCCUCGUCGCCGCUAUGAACGCCCUCAAAAUGCAGCUUGUGGAUGCUUCCACAGCCAAUACAAAUAAACAACAACAAUUAGAAAAACUGACAGAAGAGAAAAAUAACCUAGAAAAGGAUUUGUUUGAUUAUGUUCAGCAAUCAACCAAUAGCAAGCAACAAAUACAAGACCUUCAGACGCAAAAAAAUACAUUGGCAAACGAAAAGUUAGACAUUGCGCAAGAACUACGUAGAGCUGUGGAAGACUCCGAGCGAAAAUCAGCUAAAAUUGAAGAACUAAUUUCCGAAGAGAAUGUAUUAAAGAAGAAAAUUACUCAAACUGAGAACGCUUUUAACUCAUAUAGAGAAGCUACCGAAGAUAAAAUUAAUACCAUGCAAACUAAAUUACAAAAUAAGGAUAAAGAAAUAGAUUCCAAAGCGGCUACAAUUAACCUCCUCAUGUCGGAAGUGAAGGCCGGCACUGACGCCCGCUCCCAGUUGGAAGGGACCGUGCAGAAGUUGAAUAAAGACUUGGAAGCUGAGAGGGAAGCGGGAAAGGAGAAGGAAGGGAAGUUAGGGAAACAGAUCGAACACCUGGAGACUUCAGUUAGAGACAAGGAAGACGAGCUCUCCAAGCAAAUGUCUAUCAUACUGGAGAUGAGAAAUGAAAAGGAGCGUCUCCUGGAUAAGAUCCAGGGCAUGCAGCAGACUAUCGACAAUAUCCAGAAGGAGUUGACAGGGCGGUUGGGCCAGUUGCCUCAGGCUCAGCGGGACCCACCUGAGAUGGACGACAACGCGGUCAUGCUCUCGCCCUCUAAUGAGAAAAACACACCGAACUCUCCAAUCAUCCAAAAGAAACCGAAAUUUGCAGUGCCGCGGACUGAUCCUAAGCAACUGGAGAGCAUGGUGUUCAAUUUGUUUAGCGACAGCAGCGUGGAUGGGGACACGAUCGACGAAUCGGAUGUGGAGCGUCGGUUUGCAGCGCUAUCUCGCGGUGAACGCGUGGCACCCAAACCUUUAGCUGCUUUUAAGCGACGUUCUCGUUUAAUGCCUGCUAACGCGCCGUUAUCCAUUUCUCAAGUUAGGAAUGAAUUAAAAACUAAAGAACGCACCUUUUUCAAGCACAAGCGUGUGGAUAAAAAUGAAAAAGUAAAAUAA
Parnassius apollo (apollo) is the source of this 2043-nucleotide messenger RNA. NCBI's taxonomy places the organism in Eukaryota, Metazoa, Arthropoda, Insecta, Lepidoptera, Papilionidae. The record is from the annotation of a GenBank genome assembly.